This is a messenger RNA of Nerophis ophidion (straightnose pipefish), 1928 nucleotides long. It is a transcript of the gene faxcb, whose product is annotated as failed axon connections homolog, metaxin like GST domain containing b. NCBI's taxonomy places the organism in Eukaryota, Metazoa, Chordata, Actinopteri, Syngnathiformes, Syngnathidae. Gene Ontology annotation, cellular component: cytoplasm. Bases 218 to 1471 code for a protein of 417 amino acids. The record is from RefSeq and is a predicted model, not a curated record. The transcript has 6 exons.
UGGAUUGACGAUGAUAAAAGCCCAAGGGAAAGUGAACUUGGGGCUGACCAUCAUCAUCAUCAUCCUCAUGCUGGGGAGGGGGAGCCAAGAUGUUUACUCCUCGUAGUUUUGUGGGACAAACAUUAACCGCCGCAGCCGCCAUGUCGUAGACCACAUGACGCCUUCCUGGGAGCGCAGGGCCGAGAAAGCGGGGAGGCUGUGACCGAGGGAGGGGAGGAUGUACUGGGCUGCCGGCUUGGCCUCUUCCCGGCCGUGUGUGGUGGAUCUCGGGCGGAAUCACAGCCUCCCUCUCGGGCUGUGUGUGCCCGAGCAGCACCAGUCGUUGUAUGGAUACAUCAUCGCCCUCCCUUUGCAGGACUACGGAGGCAUCAUGACGGCGCUGGCCUCGGACUCCUGGUGGAAGAAGACCCUGUACAUCACCGGGGGGGCCCUCCUUGCUGCUGCAGCCUACAUACUACACGAACUGCUCGCCAUCAGGAAGGAGCAGGAGCUGGACUCUAAAGACGCCAUCAUCCUCCAUCAGUUCUCCAGGCCAAAGAACGGGGUUCCCAGCCUCUCACCUUUCUGCCUCAAAAUAGAGACAUAUCUAAGAAUGGUGGACCUGCCCUACCAGAACUAUUUUGACGGGAAGCUGUCUCCUCAGGGCAAGAUGCCCUGGCUGGAGUAUAACUAUGAGCAGGUCUCAGGGUCAGAGUUCAUCGUAGACUUCCUUGAAGAGAAGCUGGGCGUCAACCUCAACCACAACCUCACGCCUGAGGAGAGAGCCGUGUCACGUGCUGUCACCAAAAUGGUUGAAGAACAUCUGUACUGGACCAUCGCCUACUGUCAGUGGGUGGACAACCUGGAGGAAACCCAGAAGCUGCUGGCCAUGAGCGGCCCUUUAAGCAACACACUGAAGUGGCUGCUGAGCCAACUGAACGGCAGCAUGGUACGCAGGGAGAUGUAUGGACACGGCAUCGGGCGCUUCUCCCAGGAGGAAGUCUACGGCUUGAUGGAGAAGGACAUGAGGACACUGGCCACGCUCCUGGGAGACAAGAAAUACUUCAUGGGUUCCAAGAUAUCAACAUUAGAUGCGACCGUGUUUGGACAUCUCGCCCAAGCCAUGUGGACGCUGCCUGGUACUCGACCGGAGCAACUCAUCAAAGGAGAGCUGAUCAACUUGGCCAUGUUCUGUGAGCGCAUGCGAAGGAAGUUCUGGCCCGAGUGGUUUGUGGACGUGGAGGAUCUUUAUUACGACGGUGACAGCGAGAGUAGCAGCGGCGGCACCGCAUCUCCGACGGGCCUGCUGGACUUUGGGCUUUUCUCCAGGACUGACACGCUUGACGACAGCGACGCCAGCAUCCAUUCGGCCAGAAACACACGCACACACACCCCGAAGUCCGACCACUCGCUGUUCGAUUCCGAUGUGGGCACGGGGUCGGACAAUGAUAUCCACCUACAGGAAGAAACAAUGCCCGACCUGGAGGUUUGACCUGAACAAGAACAUCCAACUUCCUCUCCAAGACGACAUACCAGUGGGCAAGUGUGGCUACGUUAUGCACAGCAUCACAGCUGAAUCUCUUAACUUUUACUUGUUAUGGUCCAGCUUGUUCUCUCCCAAAACGUCACAACUGUCAAGGUGGCAGUUUCUCUUUGCCUUAUUUGUCUGGUCUUGUGAUACAGAAGAUGGCGUGUGAGACAAUAGUGGGAAGAAAAACAUCUCAUGGAGGUACACGGACUCCCUGCUGGGGAACGCAACUAAUCACCGUUUUGCCAUUUGUCUUAAAGCUGAAAGUCACUGAAACAUGUGGCUAAAACCUUCACACGUCACAAUCAUCAUGUUCUUAUCAAAGGUAUGUGCAUGUCCCUGUCAGCUGAUUGGUCACAGUGGGGCAAAAUAGUAUUUAGUCGGCCACCGAUUGUGCAAGUUCUCCCACUUAAAAUGAUGA